AUGUCGAUAUCAAACGAGGCGUUACAGAAGCUGGUGAAGGAGAUUGAGUCGCAGGCUAUGGCGGCACAGCAGCAGAUUAGCCUCGUCCGCACGCAGUUGUCGUCGAAGCAGCGCGAGAUGCGACUGGUCCAGCUCACCCGGAGUGAGAUCUCGACGUUGCCGCCCGACACGGCCGCGUACGAAGGCGUCGGCAAGAUGUUCGUCGCCGUGCCCGUCCCCGAGCUGCAGGAUAAGCUGGGCUCGUCGAUGAAGGAGAUGGAGGGGGAAGUGGAGGCGAUGGGCAAGAGGUUGCAUUACCUCGAGACGACGGCCAAGAACAGCCAAGAGCACAUUGAGCGGAUGCUCAAGGGAAGCGGGGGGAAUAGUUCUGUAGGAUUCUAG
Messenger RNA from Lasiosphaeria miniovina, 381 nucleotides. Its product is annotated as Prefoldin. Bases 1 to 381 code for a protein of 126 amino acids. The transcript is spliced from 3 exons. Lineage: Eukaryota; Fungi; Ascomycota; Sordariomycetes; Sordariales; Lasiosphaeriaceae. Gene Ontology annotation, molecular function: protein folding chaperone. Gene Ontology annotation, biological process: protein folding. Gene Ontology annotation, cellular component: cytoplasm; prefoldin complex. The record is from RefSeq and is a predicted model, not a curated record.